This is a messenger RNA of Mya arenaria, 924 nucleotides long. RefSeq lists its product as uncharacterized. The transcript is spliced from 3 exons. The record is from RefSeq and is a predicted model, not a curated record. Bases 364 to 876 code for a protein of 170 amino acids. NCBI's taxonomy places the organism in Eukaryota, Metazoa, Mollusca, Bivalvia, Myida, Myidae.
ACGUUGAAAAACUCAAUCAGUUUAAUCUAAAUUAAACAUAAUGGAUUCGUGUUUGAUUGUACUUCUUGUAGUCAUUACUCUAUGGGCACACAUUGUUCCUUCCGGAGGAUCCAACAAGAAGGGCGUCUCCGCGUGGGCGGGUGACUUCCGGUGUGAUGACUGGAAGGUCCUUAACAACAUGACGUGGUGGUAUGACUGGAAAAGUGACCUGUCCACAUACGACGCCAAGGUAACAAAUCUGUGUCCACCUUCAAACCAUCAUAUGCCAGAAUUCGUUGCCAUGGCAUAUAGAUCAAAGACAACCGCAUACACUUAAACUUCACCACCGAGGCAAAGUAUAUCCUCGGCUUUAAUGAACCUGACAUGGCCGUCCAAACAAACAAGACGCCGGUGGAGGUCGCGGCCUUGUGGCCGGACAUUGAAAGAAACUCAAACGGUCGCCCACUCGUCAGCCCAGCUCCUGCCCAUCAUGACUUUAAAUGGCUCGACGAAUUCUUCCGUCUUUGUAACAACUGCCGUGUUGACUAUAUAGCCGCGCAUGCGUACAACUGCGACGCAAACCACAUAAUGACCUACUUACAGCGCAUGCACAAUCGGUACCACAAGAAGAUUUGGUUGACCGAGUUUGCCUGUCCUUAUUCAACCCACCCUAAUGAUCAUCUCCACCUCAUGCAGACGCUGUUACCUAAACUGGAGGCCGCAGAUUAUGUUUUCCGGUACUCGUGGUUCAUGGCGCGGAUGGUGCGGAUAUUUGACGGCGGGUUCAUGCACCCCUCUGCUGCGCUUCUUCACAAUGGGUCAUCCACGUUGACCAGGCUCGGUCAUUUUUACAACGAUUUUCAGCCAGGUGACCACGCAACAAGCAUCGUUGGAUGAUUUGGUUUUGGUUAUGAUGUAUUAUAAGAUAUUCUCAUAAUAAAACAG